AUGUUGGAAUUUACGAAGCUUAAGUCAGGUGUCUCCGAAGCUAUCAGGAUAUACAAAGACCAGAUACAAGAUCUACAUACCAGGCUCAAGGAGGCUGCCACUACUGUGUUCCAACCGGUUCGCUUCUCGAUCAGUUCAGAGUCUGAGAACUCGUCGUCGGAGUUCGCGAGUCUGAUGUCGAACGUGAAGCUCUACGACAAGACGCUCAAACAUUUAGCUGAUUUACUUAAUGCGCUGACACACGGCAUGUCAGAUAGUCUUGUCCAGACACUCGGCUUGAUAUCGAGCCUUCACGACUACAAGCUGGAAAGGGUUACAGCAGAACAGUUCAAGUCCGGCCUCACUGAGAUUAAGCAGCAAAUGGAGAAACAACACAGUACUGCGCUUAAUAAUAUCGGUCAAGUGAGAGGCACGUUAUCGAUAUUCGAGGGUAUCUUCAAGGACUACAGCGAGGUCCUGAAGAACUCAGUAGCCCCGAAGGCUCGAGUAGAGCGCGCGGCCAACGUGGAGGCGCUGACGGCGGCGCUGGUGGCGCGCGGACAGGAGCUGACCGCGCUGCGGGCUGAACUCGACGCGCUGCGGGCCCGACACGACGAUACCGACCUACUCAAGGCACAGAUGGACCUCUAUAAGAGUGACUUCGAAGCAGAAAGAGAGUCACGACAGAAGAUGGCGAGUGAGAAAGAGAAUCUACAGACAGACGUUAGGACGUUACAGAAACGGAAUCAAGAACUCACACAACAGUUGGAGGAAGUCCGGAAGAUCAACCCUUCGGUAUACCGCUCAGCGACGAGUACGUCCCGCAGCAGUACGAGCCGGGGCUCCUCCUCCACAGUACGCGCCGCGCCCACGAGACCUGCGCCCGCGCAACCCGCCACUACGGGGAAUAUGGUGUUUACGUGUCCAAAGUGUAUGAGGUUCUCAUGCGACCAGUACAAAGUCAUGGAGGAUCACUUCGAUUUCUGCCUGGACGACUUUUAAUGUUAGUAUUUUAAUAUUUUAUUUGCUAGACUAGUCUUGACUGUGGUAUACGUGUAGUUGUCGAUCUACUGCCAGUCUCAGUAAUUUGUAUCUAUAGAUUUUUCUACUAGGCCUAGGUUAUUGAUACAUAC
Molecule: messenger RNA, 1112 nt
Organism: Spodoptera exigua (beet armyworm)
Lineage: Eukaryota; Metazoa; Arthropoda; Insecta; Lepidoptera; Noctuidae
Source: the annotation of a GenBank genome assembly